Penicillium cinerascens is the source of this 1647-nucleotide messenger RNA. RefSeq names its product MFS transporter. Bases 1 to 1647 code for a protein of 548 amino acids. Gene Ontology annotation, cellular component: membrane. NCBI's taxonomy places the organism in Eukaryota, Fungi, Ascomycota, Eurotiomycetes, Eurotiales, Aspergillaceae. Gene Ontology annotation, biological process: transmembrane transport. The transcript has a single exon. The record is from RefSeq and is a predicted model, not a curated record. Gene Ontology annotation, molecular function: transmembrane transporter activity.
AUGUCUUUCCAAAAAGAAGACAUAUCGCUUGGCGAGGAGGCCCCUUCUGAUCAUUCAACACAGGGGCAGACCUCCCCCAAAGCCUCGGAUGAGGACUAUGAAACUGGCGCAUCCGACCAGGCCCACGACACCAGCACCGAAGGCCAUCAGCUUCAACCCUUUAAUUGCAACGUCGAACGCCCCCAGUCUGUCGCUGGCGAAGCCCUCUUCAUCGCGGUCAUCUGCUCCUCCCAGCUCCUCACUCAAGCCGGUCUUGCCCUCAGCAUCGUGCCCCAGCACAUCAUUGGUCGCUCGUUCGGCAUCGACGACCAACCUGGCCAGCUGAGCUGGUUCUCCGCUGGAUACUCUCUCACCGUCGGCACCUUCAUCCUUAUCGCAGGCCGCCUUGGUGAUGUCUUCGGCCACAAGACUUUCUUCGUUGGCGGCUACGUCUGGUUCGGCCUGUGGUCCGCCCUCGCCGGUGUCGCCGUCUACAGUGGCCCUAGCUUCUUCAUUUUCUGCCGCGCCAUUCAGGGCAUUGGCCCGGCUUUCUUACUACCCAACGCCAUCGCUAUCCUCAGUCGCUGCUACAACCCGGGGCUUCGCCAGAACAUGAUCUUCAGUCUGUUCGGUGCCACUGCCCCCGGCGGUUUUGUACUCGGCGCUGUUUUCUCCAGCCUGCUUUCCCAGAUGACAUGGUGGCCCUGGUCCUAUUGGGUCCUGUGUUUUGCGUGCCUUCUGCCGGCCGCCUUGGCCGUUUUUGUCAUUCCCGCAACCCCGGUACCAAGCAACUCAGAGCCUGAAAGUCCCAGUAUCUGGCAGCGUGUCGAUAUCUUCGGCUCCAUCACCGGCGUAGCCGCCCUGGUCCUCUUCAACUUCGCCUGGAACCAAGGCCCCGUUGUCGGCUGGCCGACACCUUACACCUACAGCAUCAUGAUUGUUGGCAUCCUCAUCUUCGUCGUCUUCGUCCUCAUCGAGAAGAGGGCGAGCAACCCUCUGAUCCCUCUGGGCGUCCUGCACAUAGAAUCCCUCUUCACUCUAGCCUGCAUCAGCGCCGGCUGGUCCAGCUUCGGUAUCUAUGUUUUCUAUACCUUGAAUCUCCUCGAAGUCCUGAGGGGCCAGACCCCUCUGCUCACGUCUGCCCAGUUCACUCCCGUCGCCAUAAGUGGGCUGUUUGCAGCGGGCACCACCGGUCUGAUCUUGAGUCACUUCCGCAUUUCGACCGUCAUGCUCAUGUCCAUGACCUUCUUUCUCAUUGGAGGCAUCAUCUUUGCGACUCUACCGGUCCACCAGACUUAUUGGGCGCAGACUUUCGUGGGUAUCAUCAUCCUCCCUUGGGGGAUGGACAUGUCCUUCCCCGCUGGCACCAUAAUCCUAAGUCGAGCUAUGCCGCGGCAGCAUCAGGGUCUCGCCGCGUCGCUGGUCACUACCUUUGUCAACUACUCUAUCUCCAUUGGGCUCGGGUUUGCCGGCACGGUUGAGGGACAGGUCAAUGAUGGAGGGAAGGACGUUCUACAAGGAUACCGGGGCGCACUUUACAUGGGUGUCGGCCUCUCCGGCUUGGGUGUAGCUGUAGCUCUAAUUUUCUGUUUUGUGGAACGGCAUCAGUCCAAGACGCCAGAAAAGGCGGCGCAGGAAAUGAGCGACACCCAGGAAGAAUGUGUUUAG